Messenger RNA from Ruditapes philippinarum (Manila clam), 2660 nucleotides. Its product is annotated as lymphocyte-specific helicase-like. Gene Ontology annotation, molecular function: ATP binding; chromatin binding; ATP-dependent chromatin remodeler activity. The record is from RefSeq and is a predicted model, not a curated record. Gene Ontology annotation, biological process: lymphocyte proliferation; DNA methylation-dependent constitutive heterochromatin formation; pericentric heterochromatin formation. Lineage: Eukaryota; Metazoa; Mollusca; Bivalvia; Venerida; Veneridae. Gene Ontology annotation, cellular component: pericentric heterochromatin; nucleus.
UGUCUUAUGAAAAAUGAGUACAGUGUGUGAAGUAGGUUUGGAGUCCCCGUUUAAACCAGCAAUUAAUGAAGCUGAUACUCCUAGAGAAGAAGCCUGUAGCAAAUAUGGCUCAGAACAGGAUAAUUUAGAAUCAGUCGAUGCGGGGGAUGUAGAGUCAGUAGGUAUGGAGAGUGCAGAGUCAGUAUCAAGCUACCCUAAUGAUGAAAUGAUUACAGAGAGCGAGAUUAAAGAGGAAACAAAACAUGAAAAAGAGGGGGAGGCUGAAGAGGAAGCUGAAAUUCAGAAAAGAAAAGAGUUAUGGUUGCAUAUGGAUCAAAACACGAAGGAAGAGAGAUAUAAACGUCUUCAGUAUCUGCUAAUGAAGAGUAACAUGUAUACAGAAUAUCUCCUUAGACGUAUGGAAAAACAGAGGGAGGAAGAAAAGAAGAGAAAAGAAAGACUUAUCAAUAAACAGGCCAAGGAAGAGGAGAAAAAGAAAGAAGAAAAGGACAAACAAGGCACUGAACCAUCACAGACAACAGACUCUAGAAAAACACGGGGAUCAUUAAAACUUCGAGCACCAAUUCCUAAACGAAUGUCAAAAACCAAUACUCCAACAACUUCACCAGCAACUGCAGGUGUAGACAGUAAUAAAACUCCUGAAGUAGAGGCAGCUAAAGUUGAUGAUGAAGGAACAUGUUCUCAGACUGAAGCAAAUACUGAACAAAGUUCUCCUACUGCAGAUAAAGAGAAUACUUUUACUAGAAAGAAAACUAGAAACAGUCUGAAACCUCCAGAAGAAGAAGAUUUUGUGAAAACUUUGAGAGUAUACCUAGGAAGUAAACUUAUACCAGAUGAAACUAACGAGGAAGAAUUUGAGGAAAACUCAGAAGAAGACCCUCUUUAUACAGAGUCAAAGAAAGGCAGAAAAAGGAAGAACAUGGAUUAUAAUGAACAAUCACCACAAGGUGCCAAACUGCUCACAAACAUUUUCCAGUUCAAGAAGAGAAAAGUGGAAGAUGAAGAUAAAAGUACAGAAAUCAAAAUUGAAAGAAAAAUUAAGAAAGAAGGGGAGUUAUUUCAGGGUAAAGCUGAUGUUGCAGAUGAUGGCACUAUUUUACGUCCAGCUCUAUUUUCCGGCGGAAGUCUACGAAAAUACCAAAUAGAGGGCCUCAACUGGCUUAAAGUUUUAUAUGAGAAUGGUAUAAAUGGAAUGUUGGCUGAUGAGAUGGGGUUAGGAAAGACCAUCCAGUGUAUAGCACUGAUCACUCAGAUUGUUACCAUGGGAGCCACUGGUCCUUUCCUGGUUGUCGCACCAUUGUCAACUCUACCAAACUGGAGAAUGGAGUUUAAACGAUUUGCACCUUAUCUCCCUCUGGUGUUUCACCAUGGCUCAAAAGAUUUUAGAAACCUUUCCCUGAAGGAUAUCAGGAAAAAACACAAAAUCAUGGAAGGUGUAACUAUACAUCCAGUUGUGAUCACGUCAUAUGAAGUUGCUAUGCUGGACAGACCAGCAUUGACCAAGUUUGAUUGGACGUACAUGAUCAUAGAUGAAGGACAUCGGAUGAAGAACAGGCAUUGUAGGUUGGCAAGGGAACUGAAGGUGUUUACCACGGCUCAUAGAUUAUUGUUGACAGGAACACCAUUACAGAACAACCUGGCUGAACUAUGGUCAAUGCUAAACUUCUUAUUACCAGAGAUAUUUGAUGAUCUGGGAAGUUUUGAAGCAUGGUUUGAUGUGACAGUGAUGUCAGACGAGGAUGCUGACAGUGCUAUCAUAGAAGAAGAAAAAAAGAGCAACAUUUUAGGCAUGUUACACCAGAUUUUGACUCCAUUCAUGCUGAGAAGAUUGAAAACUGAUGUUGAUCUAGAAAUUCCUCCAAAGAAAGAACUAAUAGUGUAUUGCCCAUUGACUGCAUUACAAAAAGACCUGUAUGAAACAACUGUAAACAGAUCCAUUUUUGAGAAAGCCAAAAGUAGAACGGAAAAGGAAGAUGAAGAAUUUCAGAAGGAAAUUGAGAUGAAUGAUUUCAAAAGACCAAAAAGAGGUCGGAAGACCUUCACUAGGAAGCAAGGGCCUGUGGAGGUAAAGACUGCUGAAGUGUCUUAUACAUUAAGAAAUAUUAUGAUGCAACUACGAAAGAUUUGUAAUCACCCGUACCUUGUAGAACAUCCCCUUGGUGAAUUUGACAUGCCAAAGGUGGAUGAAGACCUUUUGAAGAGUUGUGGAAAAAUGAUGGUUUUAGAUAAAAUGCUUACAGAACUCCGUCGCAGAGGACAUAAGGUGUUGGUAUUCUCCCAGAUGACAAGGAUGCUAGAUUUGAUCGAGGAUUAUUUGUAUAUGAGGGAGAUAAAUUUCUGUAGACUUGAUGGAAGCCGUAAAAUUGAGGACAGACAAUCAUCUAUGGAAAAGUUCAACAAAGAUCCAGAUACUUGGGUUUUCUUAUUGAGUACAAGAGCUGGAGGACUUGGUAUAAACCUUGUGGCAGCAGAUACUGUGAUCAUCUAUGAUAGUGACUGGAACCCGCAACAAGACUUACAAGCCCAGGACAGAUGUCACAGGAUAGGUCAAACAAAGCCUGUAGUGGUGUACAGAUUUGUUACUGCUGAUACGAUAGAUCAGAAGAUUGUUGAACGAGCAGCGGCUAAACGUAAACUAGAGAAAAUGGUGAUAGCAAAAG